Messenger RNA from Paramormyrops kingsleyae, 3110 nucleotides. RefSeq names its product solute carrier family 22 member 13-like. The record is from RefSeq and is a predicted model, not a curated record. Gene Ontology annotation, molecular function: transmembrane transporter activity. Gene Ontology annotation, biological process: transmembrane transport. Lineage: Eukaryota; Metazoa; Chordata; Actinopteri; Osteoglossiformes; Mormyridae. Gene Ontology annotation, cellular component: membrane.
UAUCCUUCCUAUGAGUAGGUGUGUCUAGUCUUUUGACUGGUAUUGUGUAUAUAUAUGUAAUGUGCGAGCGUGGUAUUUUUAUUAGGCAAGGUCACAUUGUGUCCUGAAAUCCAUAGACAAAAUGUCUGCAUUUCACUAUUAUACACUCUAUGUCCAUUCCUUGGACACGAGUCUGCUUCCACGACAUGUGCGCAGCGUCCUUAACUUAACUUAAUAAUUGAUGCAAUCUAGGUAAUAACAUGCAUAUCUGUGUAAAGUCUAAAGGUGCUGUUCGUGCUUUUAUGCUCACUGAGGUUCCUAGGCUUUGCCGCCAUGCUGAAGUGAGCAGAAAAUCAGUGAUGGACCUUAAAACACCUUCACCUCGUCAUUAAAUCACUACGGUUAUUGCGGCACUUUGAACCGUCAUGUUCCCGGAGGAAUUCCCGAUUGAUACCUUGAGAGUUUUUUUGCUGGAAAUUCUUUUAGCUACCAAAGAAUAACAUAGAGCUGGGAGGGGACUGAUUGUUUAGCAGGAUAUUACAGUGUGUUGGUUUAAAGAUUAAUUUAAAUAUGCACGUCGGGUUGAAAUGUCAUUCCGAGCGCCGGCACAGCCUCACACCUCUGGCGGAGUCCCUGCGUCAGGAGCAUGAGCUGCUUCGAGGAGGUCCUCACCGCUAUUGGGGAGUUUGGUGCUUUUCAGAAGCGCCUGCUGGUCGCAGUAUGUCUCCCCAACCUUUUCACUGCCUUCCACAUGUUCGGCCAAGUGUUCAUGGUGCUGGACGUCCCGCACCACUGCAACACCAGCUGGAUUCUGAGCCUGGGACCCAACCUGACCGUGGAGGAGCAGAAGAACCUGACCCUCCCGAGGAGAGAUGGGCAGUAUGACUCCUGUCUCAUGUUCACGCCCGUGUCCUCGGACCUGGACGAGAUCAGGGAGUACGGGCUGAACGAGACCACCAAGUGCAAGGAUGGAUGGGUGUAUGAGAAUCCCCAGGGCAGCUACACCAUACUGUCAGAGUUUAACCUGGUGUGUGACAACAGAGUGCUGAAUGAGGUCUCGCAGUCUAUCUACAUGGCCGGGCUCCUGGUCGGGGCUCUGGUGUUUGGCCCAAUGGCGGACAAGUACGGACGUCGGACCGUGAUCCUGAUCUCUCUGCUGCUGCAGGUGAUCUUUGGAGUGGGGGCGGCCUUCGCACCAAACAUCUACGUCUACAUCGGCUUUCGCUUUGUGGUUGGCAUGGCGAUAUCUGGGAUCGGCCUAAACACAUUUGUCUUGGGUGCUGAGUGGUGUGGAGUUUCCAAGCGGACCUUCUGCACCAUUGUGCCCCACGCUUGCUUCGCCGUUGGCCUGAUGGUGCUGUCGGGCAUCGCCUACGGUAUCAGGGACUGGAGGACCCUGCAGCUCGUCCUCAGUGCCCCUGUCCUCGCCCUUGGCAUCUACUACUGGAUCCUUCCUGAAUCUGUACGGUGGCUUCUGACCCAAGGGAAAAGAAAGGAGGCCAAGAAGCUGAUUAUGAAGGCGGCGAGAGUGAACAAGAAGGAGAUCCCAGAAUCUCUCCUGGAUAAGAUAGAAGUUGAGCAUGACACCAAGACCAAGACUGGUAGCUUUUUGGAUCUUAUCAGAAUCCCUUUUCUGAGGAAGCGAGUGCUGACCAUGAGCUACGUCUGGUUUGUGACUAGCCUGGUUUACUACGGCCUCAGCCUGAACGUGGGGAGCUUUGGCCUGGAUAUUUACCUCACGCAGUUCAUCUUCGGCUUUGCUGAGCUUCCUGCCCGUCUGGGCAGCAUCCUGGUCCUCGACCGUUUUGGAAGGAAGAAAUGCCAGAGCCUUGUGCUGAUCUUCGGGGGGGUAGUCUGCCUCCUCAUCCUUGCUGUUCCACAAGGACAGCCUGUGGUGGUGACCGUCUUAGCAGCAAUCGGCAAAUUUACUCUUGCUGCCUCUUUUUCCAUCGCGUAUACGUACUCUGCUGAACUGUACCCGACAGUCAUCAGGCAAAAUGGCGUGGGUAUGAACUCCAUGGCAGCCCGUGUGGCUGGGAUUCUGUCUCCUCUGAUCCGACUUCUGGAAGUCUACCACCACUCCAUCCCCAUGAUCAUAUAUGGGGUCAGUCCCCUGAUUGGUGGGGCACUCUGCAUCCUGCUGCCCGAGACUCUGAAUGCGGAGCUCAUGGAUCACACGGACGCCGUAGCCGAUGAGGACGUGUCCUCAGAAAAGCCAAGGAUUGAAAAUGGACUCCUGCACAGUCAAGAACUGAAAGAAGUGCAAGCAAAGGUGACAAAGUUAUAGAUGUUCUUUAUAGGUUGUCAUUGCAAUGUAAACUUUCAUAAUUGUUUAAAUUUCUAAAGGUGUAUAACUUUUGUGAUAUUUAGUUACUUUGUUUAAAAUCCCUGUACUUAUUAACACAUGCAUAGCUCAUGUUAAAUGUAUAUACAUUCUUCAGGGUAUUAAAAUAAUUAAUUUACAAUUUAUAGUACAUACUAUGUGCAAAGAACAUAUAUUUACUACAUAUUUAAGAACACUACAGUGUGCCUCACUGAAAGAAGCCAUUUGAAAUAUACUGUUCCACUACAUUAAUAUAAAGUACCUAUGCGUUUAAAGUCAUAUAUUUUCUUUACCAUAUUUUUCAUUUAAAAUAUUAUUUAUUCUUUAAGAAAAUGAAAAUACUCAGCAAACAUCACACCCUGUUCUUACAAACUCUUUUUACAAUCAGUGGCUGAAGGUGUGACAUGAGGAACUUAUCUUGGAGAGAUGUGAUCUUGUGAUUGUGGCGUGAUGUGCAUUGCACACAGGUACAGAAAGGCUUUAAGUAAAAUGAAAAUAUUGCUGAGACUGAAUAUACUGAGCAGGAAGAUGAAUAUUGUACUGUAAAGACUUGUUGAAUAUAAAGCUACUGUUGUGGUCCUGGAGGGCCAGAAUGCAACACACUUUUGAGAUUUCCCUGCUCGAACGCGUCUAACUCUGCUAAUUACCAGGUUAGUAAGUGUCUCUCAGCAGGGAAAUCUGCAAACUGUGUUGCAAACUGGCCCCCCAGGACUGGGACUGGGAAAACCUGCUGUAUGAUAAAGAUACAUUUAUCCUGUGUAACUAUGCUUCUGAUGUAUGUUUUGAUAAAAUAAAUGAUGUAAAAUUU